UAGAAGCGUCUGCUUUGUUCUCGAAUGUUUCAGAAACGUUCGAGUCUGACUCAAUAUACCGACCGGAUUUUUGUCAAUACAAUUUGAGAUCUCAUCUUGUGAACUGGAUAUAAUUUAAUAAACACAGAAAAUCACUCCUGGAUGAGGAUGGGAGACAAAGGAUCACCAGGGCUCCGCCGGAUCAUCUGGUUUGCGUCCUUCAUUGUGCUGCUGCGCCUCGCUCAUGGAGAUCUGAGUUACUCUAUUCCAGAGGAGAUGAAACGCGGAUCUGUUAUUGGAAAUGUGGCCAAAGAUCUGGGUGUUGAUUUGAGGACUUUAUCAUCGAGAAAGGCUCGGAUUGACGUGGAGGGGACUCGCAAACGGUACUGUGACAUCAACAUGAACAGCGGGGAUCUGAUCACGUCAGAGAGGAUCGACAGAGAGAACAUUUGCGGCCAGAAACCAUCGUGUUUGAUUAAAAUAGAUUUACUAAUAGAAAAUCCGUUAGAGCUCCAUAGAGUGAGUCUUCAUGUUCAGGAUGUGAAUGAUAAUUCGCCGAAGUUCAGAGAGGAGCUGAUCAGGAUGGAAAUAAGUGAGUCUGCAGAGAAAGGCAGCCGCUUCUCCAUAGAUGAGGCCCAUGACGCAGAUAUAGGUCAGAAUGCUGUUCAAAGAUAUAAUCUGCAAAAAAACGAAAAUUUUGUUCUGUCAGUAACCAGUAACAAGGUUGAACUCAUUUUAGACAAUAAACUAGAUCGUGAAAAACAGCAGGAUAUAGAACUGAUUCUGACAGCUUAUGAUGGCGGCUCUCCUCAGAGAUCAGGGACAGUGGUGAUCCACGUCACUGUGCUGGAUGCUAAUGAUAACGCCCCAGUGUUCAGUCAAGACCUUUAUAAAGCCAGUCUGCCUGAAAACUCUCCUCUGGACACUGUUGUGAUCAGAGUCAGUGCUACUGAUGCAGAUGAGGGAGUGAAUGGAGAUGUGACAUAUCAGUUUGACCAUAUAUUUGCAGAAGAUGUGAACAUCUUUUCUAUUGAUCCCAAAAAUGGUGUGAUAAAAGUUACUGGAGAGCUAGACUAUGAGGAGCACACUUCCUUUGAAAUGAGGAUUAAGGCUAAAGAUGGUUUGGGCUUGACGUCAUACACCAAAGUUAUGAUUGACUUGACUGAUGUUAAUGACAAUUCUCCUGUCAUAUACAUUAAAUCCCUAUCUUCCUCCAUACCUGAGAACGUGUCACCUGGUUCAGAGGUGGGCAUCAUUAAUGUUCAGGACAGAGACUCUGACAAUAACAAGCAGGUCAGAUGUUUCAUUCAACAAAGUGUUCCAUUUAAAUUAGUCCCCUCUAUUGAAAACUAUUACUCUCUGGUCACUACUGGUCAACUGGACCGUGAACUGGUGUCUGACUACAACAUCACCAUCACUGCCACUGAUGAGGGCUCUCCUCCUCUGUCCUCCUCUAAAACUGUUCACUUAUCUGUAGCAGACAUCAACGACAACCCACCUGUGUUUGAGGAACAGUCCUACAGCGCAUAUGUGACUGAGAAUAACAAACCUGGCUCCUCUCUAUGUUCCGUCACUGCUCGAGACCCAGACUGGAGACAAAACGGUACCGUGGUUUAUUCUCUGUUACCUGCUGAGGUGAACGGUGCCCAGGUGUCCUCCUAUCUGUCUGUGAACGGAGACACGGGGGUGAUCCACGCUGUCAGGUCCUUUGACUAUGAACAGUGGAGGAGCUUUAAAGUCCAGGUGAUGGCCAGAGACAACGGUUCUCCUCCGCUCAGCAGCAAUGUCAGCGUCAGUGUCUUCAUCUCAGAUGUGAACGACAACUCUCCUCAGAUACUGUACCCCACCCCGGAGGGCAACUCCUUCAUGACCGAGCUGGUCCCCAAAGCUGCACACGGAGGCUCUCUGGUGUCCAAAGUGAUCGCAGUGGACGCAGACUCUGGACAGAACGCCUGGCUGUCCUAUCAUAUCGUCAAAUCCACUGAGCCGGGACUGUUCACUAUUGGUCUCCACAGCGGAGAGAUCAGGACCCAGAGGGACAUUUCUGAGUCUGACAGCAUGAAACAGAACCUGAUUGUGGCAGUGAAAGAUAACGGACAGCCCUCUCUCUCUGCCACCUGCUCCAUGUAUCUACUGAUUUCUGAUAACUUGGCGGAGGUGCCAGAACUGAAGGACAUUUCUUAUGAGGACAAGAAUUCCAAACUGACCUCUUACCUGAUCAUCGCUCUGGUGUGUGUGUCCACCUUCUUCCUCACCUUCAUCAUCAUCAUCCUGGGUGUGAGGUUCUGUCGCAGGAGGAAGCCCAGAAUGUUGUUUGAUGGAGCAGUGGCCAUCCCCAGUGCUUAUCUCCCUCCUAACUACGCAGAUGUUGACGGCACAGGAACUUUACGCAGCACUUACAACUAUGACGCCUACUUGACCACAGGAUCUCGAACCAGUGACUUUAAGUUUGUGUCCUCUUACAAUGACAACACGCUGCCUGCUGACCAGACUCUGAGGAAGAGUCCCUCUGACUUUGCUGACCCCUUUGAUGAUUUGGAUGCUUCUGUGGAGGUAGGAUACAUCGUUAAAUUAUUCAAAUGUCAAUGA
Messenger RNA from Synchiropus splendidus (mandarinfish), 2568 nucleotides. Its product is annotated as protocadherin gamma-A12-like. The transcript has a single exon. NCBI's taxonomy places the organism in Eukaryota, Metazoa, Chordata, Actinopteri, Syngnathiformes, Callionymidae. The record is from RefSeq and is a predicted model, not a curated record. Bases 142 to 2568 code for a protein of 808 amino acids. Gene Ontology annotation, molecular function: calcium ion binding. Gene Ontology annotation, biological process: homophilic cell-cell adhesion. Gene Ontology annotation, cellular component: plasma membrane.